AUGGCCGCUAAUCAUCCACAAACGAAUACUAUGCAGAUAUCGACACAAAUAUCACAAAAUAUACCAAUGAGUCUGGCACGCCUUUAUCCGAAAUUCAAAAAACGAAGUACGGCAGUACCAUUGUUUAGAAUUGGUGAUAUCGUUGCAGAACGAUGGAUUAUAAGCGGACUAAUAGGCCGUGGUGGAUAUGGACAAAUAUUUUUUGCUGUGGAUAAUCGAAGGGAAGAGUUGAGAGGGGCAGCCAUUAAAACAGAAUUAAAAAUACGAAAAGGCAAAUUAGCUAGACGAAUAAUUUUAGAACAAAAAGUAUUGGUUCGAUUACAAGGACGAGCACAUGUACCACUUCUUUGGGGAAGUGGUUCCACAAACAGAGUUAAUUAUAUAAUUAUGCAAUUAUUAUCACAGAAUGUAAACGAUAUUAGAAAGCAAAGUCCAUUCAAGCGUUUUUCACGUCCAACUAUGGCUCGUAUUGUCAUACAGGGAAUAGCGGGAUUGCGGGAUAUACAUCAGAUCGGUUAUAUUCAUCGAGAUAUCAAGCCACAUAACUUGUGUUUCGGACUUUCUAAAGUGAGCAAACAUCGCUUAGUAAUAGUUGAUUAUGGAUUGGCUCGACGUUUCCGCUAUCCAAAUGGUCGAGUACGACCGCUACGACGAGAUUGUGGAUUUCGUGGUACCGUACUUUACGCAUCAUUACGGGCACAUGAAGGAAAGGAUCUUGGACCAUCAGAUGAUCUGGUAAGUUUGUUUUAUGCGGCAAUUGAAAUGGUUAUUGGUAAUGUACCUUGGAAGCAAGCAAAAAAAAGUGAAGAAGUGAAAGCAUUAAAAGAAGCAAUUCAAGGAGAUGAUUUUCAAAGUGUAACAGGGAAGGUUGGUGAAGGUUUGCGUGAAUUUGGACGUGCAGUAUAUUCAAUGGAUGCAAACGAUGAACCAAAUUAUGUGGCACUUCAGAAUAUAAUGCUGGAUUUUACGAAUCAUCGGCAACUGAGCGAUCCAUACGAUUGGGAUAAUGAUUUUGAAGAAGUAUUCCAUGAAAAUGAUAUCAGUUAA
Molecule: messenger RNA, 1047 nt
Organism: Cercopithifilaria johnstoni
Lineage: Eukaryota; Metazoa; Nematoda; Chromadorea; Rhabditida; Onchocercidae
Source: the annotation of a GenBank genome assembly